CCGCAACAUCGAGCCUCCGCCACUCAAUUAUGCUCAUAUCCAUGCCAAACACAUUCUGCGCUUCAGCAGCCUUUGAACCAGGUAUCUUUGCCUUAACAUCAGCAACGCAGAAGGCGAGAUUUUUAAUACCCAUGUCAAUGCUUAGAAUUCUGGUACUCUCCCUAGCUUUGAAGGCUGAUGGGAAGCGAGAACUCUUGAGAUUUUGUUCCAGGCGAGAGAGCAAAACGUCCUUUCGCCCAGUAGUUGCGGAGCCAAUUUGGGUGAGAAGGAAUUGCAGAGCUUUGACAUUGAGAGUUGCGGACUUUGGUAUCAUUUUGAACUCCGAGACCAAUGGAGUUUAUGUAAGAAUCUUAGAAGUCGAAAAGCGUAGGUAUGGGAAAAGAGGCGAUAGUCUUGAUCAUGGCGAAAAUUCGAGUGGCGUUUCCCACCUCAUCAUCGCUGGCAUGGGGAAUGAUGGAUGAUGGACAAUCGAGGUCGCGUCUCGAUCUUCUGUCUGAGCGCGCCCACGUGAUGCAAUCUCAGCCAAUCAGAAGCAUUAACGCUAAGUAUGGAUACCUUACAGGCAACAGAGUAACACAAACUAUAGGUAUUUUGAUUUUGAAGAGAUAUGGAAUCGAUGCAUGCAUCAAAUAUUGCUCUUAUAGGUAUAUAUUAUCUAUACCCUAUGGCUACAUGAAGCUAUUAGGCAUCCUUUGGCAACUUCUACUCGUAACACCUCAGAAUGAAGGCAUAGAAGUCAUGCAAUCGUUUCAAUGCAAAAAUCACCAAGUACUAGUCACAUGCGCCUUGGGUCUCAACGGUGCUCGCUUUCUCGUCGGAACACCUACGAUUGCAGAGAAAAUCGACCUCAUUGAAAUUCACUAG
This is a messenger RNA of Lindgomyces ingoldianus, 864 nucleotides long. RefSeq lists its product as uncharacterized. The record is from RefSeq and is a predicted model, not a curated record. The coding region runs from base 373 to 864 and encodes 163 amino acids. NCBI's taxonomy places the organism in Eukaryota, Fungi, Ascomycota, Dothideomycetes, Pleosporales, Lindgomycetaceae. The transcript is spliced from 6 exons.